Messenger RNA from Pelodiscus sinensis (Chinese soft-shelled turtle), 3019 nucleotides. RefSeq names its product growth factor receptor bound protein 2 (gene GRB2). Lineage: Eukaryota; Metazoa; Chordata; Testudines; Trionychidae. Gene Ontology annotation, molecular function: protein binding. The record is from RefSeq and is a predicted model, not a curated record.
GGAGGAAGCGGCGGAAAGCGGAAGCGGCGGCCGGGUCUGGCUCGGGAGGAGGGAGAGGAGCAGGGCGCGGCCCCUGCCAUCCGUCCGUGCCACACUUCCCCUGAUGGUCGGUCUCUUCCUCCACCUCCCCUAGGGCCGCCCGUGAGUGGGGUAGACGGAGCCGGAGCGAGGCAGGGCUGCGCCGGAGGGAGAGCUCCCUUCCCAGCCACCCCCCGCGAGCCCCCCCCCGCGCCGCUGUUCGCGGAGCAGCCCCAGCAUGGAAGCCAUCGCCAAGUACGAUUUCAAAGCCACCGCGGACGACGAGCUGAGCUUCAAACGGGGGGAUAUCCUCAAGGUUUUGAAUGAAGAAUGUGAUCAGAACUGGUACAAGGCAGAACUCAAUGGGAAAGAUGGCUUCAUUCCCAAGAACUACAUCGAAAUGAAACCACAUCCGUGGUUUUUUGGGAAGAUCCCCCGAGCAAAGGCUGAGGAGGUGUUAGGCAAACAGAGACACGAUGGUGCCUUUCUCAUCAGGGAGAGUGAGAGUGCUCCUGGGGACUUCUCCCUCUCUGUCAAGUUUGGAAAUGACGUGCAGCACUUCAAAGUGCUCCGAGAUGGGGCUGGCAAGUAUUUCCUCUGGGUGGUGAAGUUCAAUUCUCUGAACGAGCUGGUAGAUUAUCACAGAUCCACUUCUGUCUCCAGGAACCAGCAGAUAUUCCUCCGGGACAUUGAGCAGGUGCCACAGCAACCCACAUACGUUCAGGCCCUUUUUGAUUUUGACCCCCAAGAGGAAGGUGAACUCGGCUUCCGCCGUGGAGACUUUAUCCAGGUCCUCGACAAUUCUGAUCCCAACUGGUGGAAAGGAGCCUGCCAUGGACAGACGGGCAUGUUUCCACGCAACUACGUGACCCCAGUGAACCGGAACAUCUAGAGAUAAAUAUUAGAGAUUAUUUAAAGAAAACCAGAGAAACAGUAAAUACACAUACAAAGUCCUAACUACAGCUGGAGAUCUAAAAUCACAAGAUGGUAAAACAUGAUUCACUUCUUACCACAGUGAUCUUCCUUCACUCAGUAUGGAACUUUGGGGGUGGGAGGGAGAGUUCAACUUACAUGCCAAAAUUUACCUUUAAAUUAAACAAUUAAUAGAUUUCCUCAGCUGCUCCUGGGUUUGUCCCAUUCAAUCUCUUCCUCCCCCGCACCCUCCCCCCCCAGCCCCUUCACCUCCUCUGUCCAUCAGUGCAUGAAGUUUUAAUGCCAUAUAAAGUCCUAGCCAUGCUGGAAAAAGGAAAAGGGAGAAACUCUGCUGGUAUUUUCUCUCUAUGCAAACAGUCUUCAUUUGACAUGGAAGGACUUGAGAGAAGAACCAAAUCUACUGUCCUGCCUUUAAAAAAACAGCUUUUCGCCUUCAGCAUUUAGCUCUUUUUGGUUGGGAAAAGAUGGUGUUUUCUUUAUUUUUCCUUCUCCUUCGCCACUCUCCACUCUGAAGCUGCUGAGCUUCAGAGCAGAGUGCAGGAAACAAGCUUUUUUCCACAGUCAGAGAGCUGCUUUGAGAAAAUUCAAACUACAAUCAGAGUCUGUUCCCUUUUAUUUUCAUGACCGCUUUUUUCUUAAAGGUGUAAGGUUGAGCACAGUCUGUAAUUUUUUUCCAUAGUGCCUUUUCCUUUAUUUUCUUAUUAUUUUUAAGUUAAAAGGACAGUCCAGAGGUUUUUUCUGCAUACGUGUAAAUAUUUUAGGAGGGUAAGGGGGGUAGUUUUAUCAAUGAAUAUUAAAAGACAUCCACAAAAAAGAUGGAGCUUUAAUAUUUGUCUUACCAUCUGACCUUAUUUAAAACAAAAAACAAAAAAACAAGGCAUACACAGUAUUGUAAGUAGCAGCACAGAUUGCUCAGAGAUGAGGAACUGCAGCCAGGAGCCACAGGAAACAGGAAAGAAGGAUUGCAUCAUUAGGUCUGUUUAUAGAAUCUAGAAAGCUGGGAUCGGUAGGACCUCAAUAGGUCAUCUAGUCCAGUCCCCUACACUAAGCCAGGACUAAGUAUUAUGAGCAAUGGACAAGCAUUGAGCAAUGUUUUAUCAGAGCACCAUGGCGGGAGAUGAUAGUUCUGAGGUAUCUGAGGAAAUGUCCGUUCCUCUUGGCAGGAAGCUUUAUAUUACAGGGAAACCUCAAAAAUAGUUCUUGAGUACACUUUCAGCUAUUAGUGAAUGUUCAUACAUGCACAUGGAAUCAACAGUUUGACUCCCUUCAAGCUGGGUGGGAAUAUUUGCAAUCACGUUUUGUUCUUGAAAAGAGGAGGUGGCAUCACUGUUCUCCACUUUUUCCCAACCCCGUCCUCCUUAUGCCAGUGUUACAUAAUUUAAGAAGUGGAUUCUUUCUUUUCACUCCCCGUUCCCAGCAGGCUGUAUGAUGACUGCAUUCCCCCUUCCCUCACCGCAGUGGCGUUCAUUAAUGUCAUUAGCUCCUUCGCCAGAGCAGUUUGAUGUUGAUUUGACAAAGGAGAUAAAUCAAACUACAGAGCUUUGUGCCAAUCUUCAGUUGCGUUGUUUGCUCUGGCAGCCAUGUAGCUGAACCCUUCACCCCAACAAUAACCUCCCUUCCCAAACUGCAACUGAAAUCUCCUGCCCAAGUGGAGACGUUCCUGCAUUGGCAGGUGCCUUUUUUGUACUAAGUGUUACAGAUGUUUUAUUCCUGAGACGAACUUUGCCUUACACUUCAUUUCUCCAGCAGAUGAAAGAGAGAGCUACCCUGUAGAGUUAUUACUUUCUCUCCCUGUCCUUGCUAGCUGUCAUUCACUCUGUCUUCUUUCUAAAAUGAUUGGAAAAAGAAUCUAUGGCAUUCUACACCUGGACCAUUUGAUUGUUUCCUUAUUUUGAAAUUGGUGUAUAUCAUGCAGCCUUGCAGACAUAUGUCUUGUGUGUACAUAUAUUAAAAAAAAUCAGUGUUUAAAUAAAAAUGGCCUAUGUACUUAAUCCUCUAACUCUGCAGCAGCAUUUGGUAGAUAGUAAUUAACUGUGAAUAAUAAAUAUACAAUGAAUUCUUCACUUUA